Zophobas morio is the source of this 1502-nucleotide messenger RNA. RefSeq names its product dihydropteroate synthase-like. Gene Ontology annotation, cellular component: mitochondrial envelope. The coding region runs from base 42 to 1502 and encodes 486 amino acids. The record is from RefSeq and is a predicted model, not a curated record. The transcript is spliced from 16 exons. Gene Ontology annotation, biological process: tetrahydrofolate biosynthetic process. Gene Ontology annotation, molecular function: dihydropteroate synthase activity; 2-amino-4-hydroxy-6-hydroxymethyldihydropteridine diphosphokinase activity. Lineage: Eukaryota; Metazoa; Arthropoda; Insecta; Coleoptera; Tenebrionidae.
UAACCCGGUGACCCGGGUUUUACUAAAUUUAAGUUUAAGUGAUGGCUCGUGUCUUUAUUUCAGUGGGUUCUAAUCUAGGAUGUAGGCUUAAAAAUAUUAAGAAUGCCUUUGAAUUUUUAAAAACACUUUCUCUUGAAAAUCAUUUACGUACCUCCUUUCUCUACGAAACUCCUCCUUUUUACUGUUUAGAACAACCUAAAUUUUUAAAUGCUGUAAUUGAGAUUAAAACGCAUCUAUUGCCCAUGAAUUUGCUAAGUGUGUUAAAAAGCGCAGAAACUAGUUUAGGCCGAGUAGAGAAUUUUCGGUAUGGCCCGCGAGUCAUUGACAUGGAUAUUUUAUUAUAUGAUGAUAAUAUUAUAAACCAAGACAAUGAAAUGUUGGUUGUCCCCCAUCCCAGGCUUCACGAACGGACCUUUGUCUUAAAACCUUUAUGCGACCUUAUACCGGACGGCAUCCACCCUCAGCUCAAUAAGUCUUAUGAAGAACUUCUCAGUGCCUUUAACUCUGAAGGCCAUUAUGCACAAGUUUUGCCAUUGGUUUCAAAUAACAACUCUGAUUCAGAAAAUAUUUGGAUGCGAGACAAACCCACGCGUUUGAUGGGCAUUCUCAAUGUUACGCCUGAUAGUUUCAGCGAUGGCGGCGAAUACAACACUCUGGAAAAAGCUUUAGAAAGAGCGAAGGAGCUUAUUAGUUUGGGCGCUGAUAUUAUCGAUAUUGGGGGGCAGUCUACUCGUCCAGGAGCUUGUGAAGUUACAGUAGAAGAAGAACUUAGAAGAGUAAUUCCCGUAAUCCGCAAGAUCCGCGAAAGUGGGCUUCAAACGAUUAUAUCUGUGGAUACGUACCGUAGUGAGGUGGCUAAAGCUGCAAUACUUGAAGGCGCUCAUAUGGUCAACGAUAUUAGCGGCGGGAAGCUGGAUGAGCAGAUGCUCCUGGUUGUAGCUGGUUUGGGGGUCCCCUUCGUCAUCACUCACUCGCGAGGAAGUCCCUCGGAUAUGGCUACUCGCAAGCAGUAUAAUAAUGUUAUAGACGAUAUUGCAAAAGAAAUGGCGCAGCAGGUCAUCUUUGCUCUGAAUAAUGGAGUCCCGCGUUGGAAUAUUAUUUUAGAUCCUGGGAUUGGAUUUGCUAAGGGCUUAAAGGAAAACAUUGCUGUUAUAAAGAACUUGAAAAAACUUUUUUCUACGGACGCGCGCAAGUGCAGUGAACAGCAAAAUAAAAACUAUUUAGUAUUAAAAGAUUAUCCUGUUCUUGUUGGACCGUCGCGUAAACAAUUUUUAGAGAGUCUCAUUUUAAAGAAACGAAAUUUUCAAAGUGGAAGUUUUGUUAGAACUUUAGAUGACUGCGAGAAUACUUUUGAAAAAGUAUGUGAAGGGCGCCUAAAAAGGGAUUAUGCAACCGCUGCUUGCGUUACUGCAUGCGUGGAGGCGCACGCUUCAAUUGUUCGAGUGCAUCAUGUAGAAGCAAUGAGUGACGUUAUUGCUGUGGCCGAUGCCAUUUAUAAAUAA